AUGGCUGCAUCCGUUUAUGCAACCCCACCGCCCGAUUUAAGUAGUGAAGACACAGCACUUAGUGAUGUCUCCAAUUCGUCUCAAAUCAGCAGUUCAAGUUCACAAUCUAAAGCUACAAAACGUAACAUUGCUAGCAUCUUUUCGGGUUCGCAUGCAUCGUCCAAUGCAUUCGAUUCAGCACAAAAUGAUCAAUCGAAAAAGCGACGCAAGCAAUCAACUCCAAUUCGCAUAUCUGCCAUAAAUCUAAGCUCGAAUUUUGCUCUUAAUAUUGGAGGUGGUGGCAAUUCAGAUGUUGGUGAUACGAAUGCCAAUAUCAAUGCAAGUACUAGUAACAGUACCAAUAGUGGAGUUGACGCUGAACAAAAACUGCCAAAGCAUGUUAUACCAAUGCUGGAGCAACAGGAGCAACAAAAUGACGAUCCAAGCUCUAUGGAGGUCUUUGAAACAGACAUAUCAUCACUCAAUCGGUACCAAUCAAGUGAACAUUUAGCCAAAGGGAACAAGAUGGAGAAACAGGAGGAAGAUGAGGAUGACACCGGCGCUUAUACUAGCGCCGAUAUUGAGGAAGGGGAGCAAAAAGAUUCAGUAAGUCGAGAUCCAACGAAGAAAUGUGGGCAAUGUGGUGAACAAUUUGAAUCCGACGUAAAGUUGAAUGUCCACAUAUUGAAAAAUCAUAAUUCAGAAAGUAACGAUCCAGAUAGGGACAAUACACAUCAAAGUGAUAUUGAAAACAUCACAGCGAAAAUCAAAAUUGAGCCGGAACUAAUGGAGUCUGGAGCAAAUGAGAGCCGUAUCAUGGCAAAUAUGCCGAGGCCUGAAGACUGGCUGACCAUGUCUGGCUUGAAUUUUCCGUUCCCUCCAGAAGCAGCAGCUGCUGCAGCCCUAUCUGCGAGCAACUAUUUAUCUCAACUACCUUUGUUGAGCGUGCCACCAGUAGGGGCAUUCCCAUCUGUAGAAGGACUUUCACGGCCUCCUUUACGUAUUUUCAACCCAGAAGCCUAUUGUGAUCUAUGUAACAAAGAAUUUUGCAACAAGUACUUCCUCAAAACGCACAAGGCUAACAAACAUGGAAUAUACGAUCCAGCCAAUUCGACAAAUGAAUCUCCAACCGCUAGUCAAAUAAACCAAAUAUCACAAGUACUACAACUGCAAUUUCAACAGCAACAACAAAAUCAGGUUCAGCAGCAUCAGAUACAAAAUCAACAACAGCAGCAUCACCACCACCAGCCCCAGCAGGAACACUCUCCUUCUACUGCUGAAGUGGCGGUAUAUUGCGAUAUUUGCCAUAAACGAUUUACCAAUGUGUUUGCAAUGAAACGGCACCGUAAUAAGGCUCAUGAAAUUCCACCCCCGAAUAGUCCACAUCAAAUCAAAACGGAAAUCGAUACAGGUGGUAGCAAUGACAAAGAAAACGCCACACCAGUACGAAUGCCAGAAGGAUUUCGAGAAGAUUUCGCAGUUGAACAAGAGGAUGUAUCUUUCACACCCCAGCCAAGAAAACUUUCACCAGCCUCAAGUCAGCAAGCCCGUGAGGCAAACUUUUCCGUUGAAAAGCUGAAACGGCUGGGAGUAGUCAAUCCAGAAGCAUUUUGCGAUUUAUGUUGUAAGGAGUACUGUAAUAAAUAUUUUCUUAGGACACAUAAAUUGAAACGGCACGGGAUUCUCGUUCCUGCGGAUGAUCCAAAGGACGAGAAACUACCAUGGCAUUUUGUUCAGACUACCCCCCUGAAUCUUAUGGUAGGAUCGGAGAAAACCCCAAGGAAGUCAGUUGAUUCAGAAGUUUCAAGUAAAGCUCAAAAGGCUGAAAUGGAUGAGGUGGUAUCCGCAAGACAUACUGAAGCAGAGACAAAGGGGAAGGAGAGCAAUCGUGGUUCAGAAAGCUCUGAAAAGAAUAACGCGGAGACUUCUGGUUUCCCACAGGAUCCGGACGCUAUAAGUAUUGAUCUUCAGAAGCUACAAUCGAUGAUUCUUCAGUUGAACGAUCUUGGAAAUCAACGCCCUGUCGCAUGCCAUUUUUGUGGGAAGGAACUGGAGAACCAAUACAUGCUUCAUGCUCAUAUCACUACUGAUCACUCUGCAGAUAAUAAUAAUCAUGUUCCCAAAUCUCCGCGAACCCUAUCUCCAUCUACUAGCGGCAUUGGUCAAAACGAGGUUUGCAAGCAGUGUGAUAAGGAGUUCCCUAAUCUCAUCGAUUUGAAACAGCACAUCUUUGAGGUUCAUGGACUUCCAUUAAGUAGCCCCGUGCGAGAAGGAUUCAUCACUCCUGAACGACCUGUUGCAACCACUUCCGUGAAUUUACCAACCACACCGACACAGGCAGAAAGACGGCCACCAUACACUAUUACGCCAACUAGCAGUUAUUGCGAAAUAUGCAACAAGGAACUCUGCAAUAAAUACUUCAUGAAAACACAUAUGCAGCGCAUGCAUGGUAUCGAAAUUGAGAAUGGAGCACAAAUUGGAGGAGUUGUUUGCAACAUUUGUAAUAAAGAACUUUGCAGUAAAUAUUUUUUGCGCGUACACAAACACAAUACACAUGGCAUAGUCGAAGAAGGCUCACCACUUCCACAGUCACGUCAAAACGGAGAACAACAAGAUGUUGAAGCACUGCCGUUUUCAAUAGAUCCUUCUCAGAAAACUGACCUGGCAGAUAUCAGUAAUCGAUACUUUACCCACUACACUGAAGUGUGUCCAUUGUGCAGUCGUCGCUUCCGCAGCUCAAAGUGGUUACGUGCACAUCUAAUGAGCGAUCACGGCAAAGCGGGAACGGAAAAGCUUCGAGAACUAGAACAGCAAAUGAACUUCACCAAAUCAUCUAGUCCCACCCUGAAGAUACCAAAUGGCGGUGGAUUAGCUCUAAACAAUUUGGAUCCUAAUCUUCUGGCUAAGGGAGCAUUCCCCAAUUUGAUAAUGACUGACGAGCCAGCGAACACUUCGCCGCGUCUCAAAGAAUAUCAAUGCUCAAUAUGCUCAUUUUCCACCCCAUACUAUGCAUUUCUGUUCAUCCACGAACGAUCUCAUUCAUUCAUUGCAAACCCUUCCCCACCGUCAUCGAUAAAAUCAGAAAAUGCGGUGUCGAUUGCAAAGGAUCAACAGCGUGUGGCUCAACCAUCCAAUUUGACAACGUCCUCGGGUACACCGACUGUUACACCGACAUCAACGCCAGCUCCUCAAACACCUCAAGAGAACGCCAGCGGAAUCAAGCGAGACCGGGAACGUGAAAAGGGACGCGAACGAGAUCGUGAUCGUGAACGUGAUCACGAUCGAGAUCCAAUCAACAUUGCUUCACUGGGCGAUUUGGCCAAUAUUACCAACCGGCCAACGUCAUAUGCACUUCCUCAGAGAAGCACUGAAUGUGAGAUAAUGCAGUCAUUCCUUAUAGAGGAGUUCAUACCUGACUGCAAUAGUCAACAUUCAUCGGCAUCAUCGCUCAAUGGUGGUAGCAGACCCAAUGGCAUGAUUAACAUCGGAAACAGGUUUGUCCCAGCUCUUGUAUUUUUACCAGUUAGGGAACGUAUCUCAGGUGCAAUAACAGUAUCAUUUACACUAACGCCAGCAUAA
This is a messenger RNA of Hermetia illucens (black soldier fly), 3558 nucleotides long. RefSeq lists its product as uncharacterized. The transcript is spliced from 2 exons. The record is from RefSeq and is a predicted model, not a curated record. Lineage: Eukaryota; Metazoa; Arthropoda; Insecta; Diptera; Stratiomyidae. The coding region runs from base 1 to 3558 and encodes 1185 amino acids.